GUGGGGUAUAAGCCAAGGUGAGGGUGGGUCUGGCAUCUCCUCUCACCCUCACCCACUCUGCCCUUCUCAGUGACCCUGGAGAGUCCUGCACCCCAUCAUUGCCCCCAUUGAAGCCCCAGGAGUCGGCACACGGGAAACACCUCGCUGAGGGGGGGCCCUGGGCUAUACCACCGGUUCCUGGGGUGGGGAGGCGUGUCCUGGUCCUUGGGUUGUAGAAAAGGGGUGAACUCAAUGGUUUGUCCCCCACAUAACGAAUGCAGGGAUGGGUCAUCCAGCCGGUAGGGUGUGAAAUAGCUUCUUCAGCCCCACCCACCGCGCCCCAGGGCCGACCCCCUCCCCCUCUCCAUCCCACUCUCCCGCCAACUGGGAAUCCUCCCUUCUAGGGCGUGGCUGCUGUCCAGGUGACGGAGCGGGGUGACAGGCAGCAGCCAUGGGGGUGAUAUGGUUGCAGGUUAGGCAGGAAAGGUCACCCCGGGAACCGAGCAGGGCAGGGCAGGGCCGCCCGGCAGGAGAUCGACCCGGGCAAAGGCCAGGUGGUGGUGGUGGUGGUGGUGAUGGUGAAGAGGGAGGAGGCCGGUGGGGCCGGAGGCCGUGGAUGACGGUGAGGGAGAGGAGGUCGCCGAGGCUGCCACCAGGGCGCGACACUCUGGAGGUGUCUGUUAAGAUGCUGCUCGCAGGGGCAUGGCCCUUCACAACCCCGGUGCUGGAAGCCUUCCGGCUCUUGGGGAUCACCAGAGGCUGGGAGGCAGGAAAUGAGGGGGGGUCCAGGAGAGUUGGCUGGGCCGCGCCGCACCCCCAGACGCAUCCCUGGCUCUCGCAGGCGCCCCCUCCCGAGGCCAGCAAGCGGUUCAUGCGGAAGGUUAAGAAGCUACGACUGGACAAGAACAGCACAGGAAGUCGGAGGAGCUUCUCGCUGCGUUCCGACGGCGCUGAGAGGAUGUCGGUGGGGGCCGAGCGGGUGGGCGCGGGCGACAUGGACCCGGCGGCCGUGCGCUUCCAGGUGCCCAAGCACUCGUGGGACGGGCUACGUAACAUCAUCCACGGCAGCCGCAAGCACUCGGGCCUCGUCCUCAACAAAGCCCCCCACGACUUCCAGUUCGUGCAGAAGACGGACGAAGCCGGCCCCCACUCCCACCGUCUCUACUAUCUAGGGAUGCCCUACGGCAGCCGGGAGAACUCCCUCCUGUACUCCGAGAUCCCUCGAAAGGUCCGGAAGGAGGCCCUGCUGUUGCUGUCCUGGAAACAGAUGUUGGAUCACUUCCAGGCCACGCCGCACCACGGGGUGUACUCGCGGGAGGAAGAGCUGCUGAGGGAGCGGAAGCGCCUGGGCGUCUUCGGCAUCACCUCCUACGACUUCCACAGCGAGAGCGGCCUCUUCCUCUUCCAAGCCAGCAACAGCCUCUUCCACUGCCGCGAUGGCGGCAAGAACGGCUUCAUGGUGUCUCCCAUGAAGCCACUGGAAAUCAAGACCCAGUGUUCGGGGCCACGCAUGGACCCCAAGAUCUGCCCUGCCGACCCCGCCUUCUUCUCCUUCAUCAACAACAGCGACCUGUGGGUGGCCAACAUUGAAACGGGAGAGGAGCGGCGACUCACCUUCUGCCACAGGGGCCUGUCCAAUGUCCUGGAUGACCCCAAGUCUGCAGGGGUGGCUACCUUCGUCAUCCAGGAGGAGUUCGACCGUUUCACGGGAUACUGGUGGUGCCCCACAGCCUCCUGGGAAGGUUCCGACGGCGUCAAGACGCUGCGGCUCCUGUACGAAGAAGUGGACGAGUCGGAGGUGGAGGUGAUCCACGUGCCGUCGCCCGCCCUGGAGGAGAGGAAGACGGACUCAUACCGCUACCCCAGGACAGGUAGCAAGAACCCCAAGAUUGCCUUGAAGCUGGCUGAAUUUCAGACCGACAGCGAGGGCAAGAUCAUUUCAACGCAGGAGAAGGAGCUGGUGCAACCAUUCAGCAUGCUGUUUCCCCGGGUGGAAUACAUCGCCCGGGCCGGCUGGACCCGAGAUGGCAAAUACGCCUGGGCCAUGCUCCUGGACCGGCCCCAGCAGCGACUGCAGCUGGUGCUGCUACCCCCGGCGCUGUUCAUCCCGACCCCGGAGAGCGAGGAGCAGCGGGCCGCGUUCGCCAGGGCCGUGCCCCGGGACGUCCAGCCUUACGUCGUGUACGAAGAAGUCACCAAUGUUUGGAUCAACGUGCACGACAUCUUCUACCCCUUCUCGCAGCCUGAAGGCCAGGAGGAAUUCUGCUUCCUCCGUGCCAACGAAUGCAAGACUGGCUUCUGCCACCUCUACAAGGUCACAGCCCUCCUGAAGCCCCACGGCUAUGACUGGGCUCAGCCCCUCCGGCCCAGUGAGGAUGAAUUCAAAUGCCCCAUAAAGGAGGAGGUGGCCCUGACCAGCGGCGAAUGGGAGGUUUUGGCAAGGCACGGUUCCAAGAUCUGGGUGAACGAGGAGACCAAGCUGGUGUACUUCCAAGGUACGAAGGACACGCCGCUGGAGCACCACCUGUACGUGGUCAGCUACGAGGCAGCCGGCGAGAUCGUGCGCCUGACCACGCCCGGCUUCUCCCACAGUUGCUCCGUCAGCCAGAACUUUGACAUGUUCGUCAGCCAUUACAGCAGCGUGAGCACACCGCCCUGUGUGCACGUGUAUAAACUCAGCGGCCCCGACCACGACCCCCUGCACAAACAGCCCCGCUUCUGGGCCAGCAUGAUGGAGGCGGCCAGCUGCCCCCCAGAUUACAUACCCCCCGAAAUCUUCCACUUCCACACGCGGUCGGACGUGCGGCUGUACGGGAUGGUCUACAAGCCACACUCCGUGCAACCCGGCAGAAAGCAUCCCACCGUGCUGUUUGUGUACGGGGGCCCGCAGGUACAGCUGGUCAACAACUCCUUCAAAGGCAUCAAGUACCUGCGACUGAACACGCUGGCAUCGCUGGGCUAUGCCGUGGUCGUCAUCGAUGGCAGGGGCUCAUGCCAGCGGGGGCUACGCUUUGAAGGGGCCCUCAAAAACCAGAUGGGCCAGGUGGAGAUUGAAGACCAGGUGGAGGGCCUGCAGUUUGUGGCUGAAAAGUACGGCUUCAUCGACCUCAGCCGCGUCGCCAUCCACGGCUGGUCCUACGGAGGCUUUCUGUCCCUUAUGGGGCUCAUCCAUAAGCCCCAGGUGUUCAAGGUGGCGAUCGCGGGUGCCCCCGUCACUGUGUGGAUGGCAUACGACACGGGGUACACGGAGCGCUACAUGGACGUCCCAGAAAACAACCAGCACGGCUACGAGGCGGGCUCCGUGGCCCUACACGUGGAGAAGCUGCCCAAUGAACCCAACCGUCUGCUCAUCCUCCAUGGCUUCCUGGACGAAAAUGUACAUUUCUUCCACACAAAUUUCCUUGUGUCCCAGCUGAUCCGAGCCGGGAAACCUUACCAACUCCAGAUCUACCCCAAUGAGAGACACAGUAUUCGCUGCCCGGAGUCGGGUGAGCAUUAUGAGGUCACGUUGCUGCACUUCCUGCAAGAGUACCUGUGAGUGCGCGCCCGUGGCCUCCACCUCAGCCCGCCCACCCGCCUGGGGCCUCCACAUAGAGCACAAGGGGCUGCAGCCACCACCGCCACCACCACCGCCACCAGGGACCGGGCGGAUGGACUGAGAGAGCCGGCCCUUCCCACCGGCCGCCCGACAGCCCUGCAACCCGGAGGAGCCACCGCCUUCGCUGCCCCGAAGCCUUCCAUCACCCGCCUGCAAUCCGUUCCGCUUGCUGCUGCUGCUGCUGCUGCUGCUGCUCGGUGGUCGGUGACCGGCAGGGACAGCGGCCAAGUGGGGCCAUGGGCGCCACCCCUUCCCUGUCCCCACCACCUUUCACCAGAAGAAGGCUGGAGCAGAAGAUGCCUGAAGAACCCAGGCCCCUGGUCUGCCCCGUGGCCCCUCAGUGCCCCCCACAACCCGGCCCGCCGCCGUCCCCAGCUCGGAAGCAUGCAAUGAUUGCCUGUCCCCGCCAGCCCCCCGACUUCAAGUGUGUGCUUUGCUUGCGGGGAGGGGGAUAUUUUAAGUAAUUACUUUAAAGUAAGGGGGUGCCUCAGUUUAGAAUCAGGGGCUGUGGUGGGACUCUGGCCCCCGAAGGCCCUGCGGGAGACAGCUGCAGACCAAGGCACCCGAGCUGCUGGGGCUCCCCCGUUCCCCCCCGCUCUGCCUGUCAGCAGCCACGGCCCCCAGCCCAGACCCCGGCCCCCCACACCUGCCCGUCCAUGCCAGGGAUUCCGGGGCUUGGGGGGGGCCUGAGGUCACUCCCACCUCAGAGCUGCUUUCCCUUCCCCCCCCCAAGAAUUCAGGCAAAAAAAAAAUUUAAGAUUCCCCCCACCCCCCAAAAAAAACAAAUCCUCUCUACAUAUCAUGGAAAGAAAAUAUUUUUGUCGAUUCUUAUUCUUUUAUAAUUAUGCGUGUAUGAAAUAGGACUCAUUAAACGAUUCCACAUGGACAAA
Molecule: messenger RNA, 4467 nt
Organism: Ochotona curzoniae (black-lipped pika)
Lineage: Eukaryota; Metazoa; Chordata; Mammalia; Lagomorpha; Ochotonidae
Gene: DPP9
Product: dipeptidyl peptidase 9
Exons: 20
Coding region: 431-3517 (1028 amino acids)
Biological process (GO): proteolysis
Molecular function (GO): serine-type peptidase activity; dipeptidyl-peptidase activity
Source: RefSeq, a predicted model, not a curated record